AUGCACCUCAUCCUCACAGGGGCAACAGGCCUCGUCGGCUCCGGCGCCCUGGACGCCAUGAUAAAAGACACCCGCAUCGCCAAGAUAUCCAUCAUCAGCCGUCGUCCGGUCCCCAUGGCCGACGACGCCAGAGAUCCACGCAUCAACGUCAUCAUCCAUAAGAACUUCGAGCAGUAUGACUCCUCCAUAUUGGAGCAGCUCAAAGAUGCCAAUAGCUGCGUCUGGGCUCUGGGCAUCAGCCAGUCGAAGGUCACAAAGGAUGAAUACAUUACAAUCACCAAGAACUACGCCCUCGCGGCCGCACGCGCAUUCUCCUCGCUUUCAACCUCGCAAGGCCAGCCUUUUCGCUUCGUCUACGUGUCUGGUGAGGGAGCAACACCAGAAGCGGGCCAUUUCACACCGACCUUUGCGAGGAUAAAGGGCGAAACCGAAGUUGCACUCGCAGAGAUGAGCAACGAGCUUCGCACCAUGCGAGUCUACUCAGUCCGGCUCGGUGGCGUAGAUGCUUCCCGACAUGAUGCGAUCAAGAAGUAUAUCCCAGACCCGGCCGCGGUGUAUAGGGCUGUGGGGAGUAUUUUGUACACUGUGAUGAGAACGCUCAUGCCGUUGGGUUUGGCGCCUACAGACGUUGCUGGUGAUUGUUUUGUAAGAAUGGCAAUGGAAAAACUGGACGAUAGGCUGGAAGGGCCAGGUGCUGUCAAGAAUAACCUGUCGUGGAUUCUAAACAACAAGGCCAUGAGAAGGGUAGCGGGUAGGUGA
Messenger RNA from Trichoderma reesei QM6a, 759 nucleotides. RefSeq lists its product as uncharacterized. The transcript has a single exon. Bases 1 to 759 code for a protein of 252 amino acids. NCBI's taxonomy places the organism in Eukaryota, Fungi, Ascomycota, Sordariomycetes, Hypocreales, Hypocreaceae. The record is from RefSeq and is a predicted model, not a curated record.